GCUUUAUAAAUUCCGUGACCCGGAAGUACUUCAGUGUUGCUGACGAGGUGCUGAUGGGUCGAUGUCAACUGGAUGAAAAUACAAGAUCUAUCGCUUCAAUACACUGGUGAGUUUGGGUGAGGAUGACGAUGACUCACGUGGGGGCAGUAGUUGGUGCAGUAACUGCAGUGAUGGCCAUCCUGCUGCACUCCUCCAUUCACAAGAUAGAGGAGGGGCACCUAGCUGUUUACUACAGAGGAGGAGCUUUGCUAACUGCACCCAACGGCCCUGGAUACCACAUUAUGAUGCCCUUUCUUACCACCUACAGAUCAGUACAGACGACUCUUCAAACUGAUGAGAUAAAGAACGUGCCUUGUGGAACUAGUGGGGGAGUGAUGAUCUACUUUGACCGUAUAGAGGUGGUCAACAUGCUGGUGCCCUCAUCUGUGGUGGACACAGUGAAGAACUAUACAGCUGAUUAUGACAAAACUCUAAUUUUCAACAAGAUUCACCACGAACUCAACCAAUUCUGCAGCGUACACACUUUACAGGAGGUCUACAUCGAGCUGUUUGAUAUCAUUGAUGAGAACCUGAAAAUCGCUCUGCAGAAAGACCUAAACUCUAUGGCGCCUGGACUAACGAUACAGGCUGUCCGAGUCACCAAGCCCAAAAUCCCAGAGGCCAUCAGGAGAAACUUUGAGCUCAUGGAGGGGGAGAAGACUCGUCUGUUGGUAACGGUUCAGACUCAGAAGGUUGUGGAGAAAGAAGCUGAGACUGAGAGGAAGAAAGCCGUCAUCGAGGCUCAGAAGGUGGCUGAAGUAGCACAGAUUCAUUUCCAACAGAAGGUGAUGGAGAAAGAGACUGAGAAGAGGAUCUCUGAAAUAGAGGACACUGCGUUCUUGGCAAAAAUGAAGGCCAGGGCUGAUGCAGAGUAUUAUACAGCCGCUAAGUUUGCUGAAGCUAACAGGUUGAAGUUAACACCCGAGUACCUUGAGUUGAUGAAGUACCAGGCGAUAGCAGCCAACAGUAAGAUCUACUUCGGCCAGGACAUCCCUAACAUGUUUGUUGAGGGACACAGCCCUACCCAGGACCCUGAGCCCCCGAAAGCCUCUGAACAGGCCAGACACUAAGAUCCGAGACUAGCUGUCUGUCUGUCUGUCAGUUGAAGGGUUUGAGGGACAAAGGGAGUUUGAGGAGUCAUUCCCCUAAUUGGGGUGCGUAAAGGCUUUAGUUUUAAUUCUAUCGGCCAGAGAGAGAGAGGGAGGGAGAAGGGGGAUUGGUAAAGAAGGAUGGGGAGAGGAAGGAGUGAGCGAGAAGCAUGGAAAGAGAAAUUCAGAAAAAAGUGAGGGGGGGGUGGGGGUCGCAGGGAGAGAGCGAGCGGGUCUGUCUACACCUGUGUUGAGCAGGCAGUCGGUGGGAAGGAUCAGUAAGAGGCAUUAAUGCUGAUAUUUGGCCUGGGUUGAGUGUUAGGCAGGUGGCUCUCAGUCGCCCUGCUCUACAUGUGCAGCUUUGCAUCGGAUGCAACUCUUGGCUUUGUUUUUUGGAAUUGUAUAAUUUUUGUUGUUGUUUGAUGCUUUAUGCAAAAUAAUGAAUUUAAAUUGAACUUGAACAUUAAGUUCAGCCUUACUGUCUAAUUUGUUUUUAGCUUAACUAGAAUGUAAAGAAGGCAACACUAAUUCUGAACUAAAGGGUUUCUGGUUCUGAUUCUAAAUGGAGUUUGGUGUAUUGGUACUCCGGUCUCUUUCUAGUCAUCCACAGUUUGUGUGUUUGCACGUGUGAGAGAGCAAGAAAGGGGUGUGUGUGUGUGUGUGUGUGUGAGACUAAGGGAGAGCGAAAGGAAACGAGAAAUUGUGUGUGAGCCCAUACUCCAUUCUUACCCCAGAGCAGAUCUGAGCCAGGACAAUGAGACACUACAAACCUUCAGUCUGUCUGUCGGCACACAUGGGUUGGACUUCUCGUAAGCGCAGAAACACCCAGUGGAACUCCUUAGAACUCUUCUUAGAACCUAUGUAUGGGGGGGGGGACUGAUUAAAAAUAGUUUUUCUGUAGAGGGCUGCGAGAGGACUGGCUUGUAUUGCCAUUCUAAGCUAAAGGGCUUCUGGGUAGUGUAGUCUUGGUGUGUAUUUUCAGUCGGGAAUCUAGUGUCAGUGGAAUAGUUGUAGUUAAAUGGGUUGAUUCUCUGUUUGAGGCUGAGGUUAAACAAAUGAUCUAGGAUCAGUUAAACUGGCUGGCAGAAGGACACUGAAGUCAGACUUGCCCUUUAUUUUCUUUCUGUUUACUGUGAAACACCUCCAGUAGAGAAUACAGGACUACUAAUACAAGGGCUGUUGACGGUUUGCCUGGAACCACUACACUGUAUGUCAGCCAUGUGUGGCUAUUGAAUGCAAAACCAGACAAACCGGCUCCGACUACAUUGACACAGGUAGAGCGGAAGGCCGAUGCUUUUCUUGCGCCAUCGUUCCGUUCAAACUGAGCUGGCUCUAAUAUUUUAUUCUCACAUGGUCCAUUUCAAAGUUUUCAGCAUAAUUCCAGGCCAACAACUAUGGUUGUGUAACCAGGCCAGCUCAGUACAUCUUGAUUUUACUUCACUCAGUUCAGCUCAGUAGUUUUUAGUUUGUAUUUAGUAGGUAGAGAGGUAGCGUUAGUGUUAACUCUCAGGAAAGAGCUUGAGGCGACUAGUGACUUGGGCAGACAGCGUCAUACUGUAUUUUUUAUAUAUAUAUAUAUAUGUACACGUGUAUAUCUCAUAUACGUGUAUAUCUAUAUGGCUUGUAUAUCCCUAUAUGGUUCUUUAUACAGAAUGGCUGUAGUGCCACCUUCAGGCUCAGAAAUUACAGGCGUAGGAAUUGACAGGCUUACAGAGAUAGACUUCGGUUCAGUAAAGCUACUCGGGCACUUCAGUAGAUUAACCACCACUAACAGGGAAACUACUCUGGAGGAGUGUAACACAGUGGGUUCACAGAGUUAGCCAGCGAACUUUGAGAAACGCUCAGAUGUAGGCUAGCUCUUGAAUUUCCGGUUUGUUAAGAAAGAAACUCUAUCAGUCGUUUGGAAUGUUGAGUGAGUCAGUUACUGUGCCAAUUUCAAGUGUAUAUAAACUUGAACAUAUGAAUCCAGAAUAUUUAGGAAAGUUAGCUGGCGAACUCCUUCAAUCCUGCCCUGUGACGUCACGCUACCGUGCUGCUGUUUACUGUACUUGAUCUCACCAAUCGUCUUUCUCCUAUGGCAUUGGUGGUGGGUUUAAAUUAGAAAAUGCAGAAAAGGAUGGAAUUAAAUUUGUCAUGGAAAUAAUUAACACGUUUUUGUGAAUGUUACUUUUGUACAAUUUUCAUAAUUUGAACUGUCUUAUUUUAAAAGAUUUAUAUGCAACAAAAAGUUCAAGUUUUGACAAUGUUCGAAUAUGUAAAAUAAAACCUAUUUUGAUACCACAA
Messenger RNA from Oncorhynchus mykiss (rainbow trout), 3410 nucleotides. RefSeq names its product ER lipid raft associated 1 (gene erlin1). Gene Ontology annotation, cellular component: endoplasmic reticulum membrane; endoplasmic reticulum. Gene Ontology annotation, biological process: SREBP signaling pathway. Gene Ontology annotation, molecular function: cholesterol binding; ubiquitin protein ligase binding. The record is from RefSeq and is a predicted model, not a curated record. NCBI's taxonomy places the organism in Eukaryota, Metazoa, Chordata, Actinopteri, Salmoniformes, Salmonidae.